This is a messenger RNA of Candoia aspera, 1952 nucleotides long. RefSeq names its product zinc finger and BTB domain containing 3 (gene ZBTB3). NCBI's taxonomy places the organism in Eukaryota, Metazoa, Chordata, Lepidosauria, Squamata, Candoiidae. Gene Ontology annotation, cellular component: nucleus. The record is from RefSeq and is a predicted model, not a curated record. Gene Ontology annotation, biological process: regulation of transcription by RNA polymerase II. Gene Ontology annotation, molecular function: DNA-binding transcription factor activity, RNA polymerase II-specific; protein binding. The transcript has 2 exons. The coding region runs from base 243 to 1574 and encodes 443 amino acids.
AAGGGGCCGGGGUCUGUGUACGAUGGCGGUGGGGUAUAAAUUCGAUAAGGGAUCCACGAACCAACGAUGGUCUGUUGUACAAAUCCGUUAUGCCAAUCAGAGCUUACAAUAUUGGCUCGGUGCCCAAGCCGGAGGUGUGCGACAGAGCCCGUUACCGGGCUGCGUGGAAGGCCUCGUGUGUUUCUUCGGCUGCUGCCAGACUAUGUCUUUAGCAUUCCUGCCGGCCUGAGAGAGCCCCCGCGAUGGAGUUCCCCGAUCACAGCAAGAACUUACUACAAAGGCUUUGGGAACAGAAACAUGAAGGUUUUCUUUGUGACUGCACGGUCCUGGUGGGCAGCACGCAGUUCCUCGCCCACCGGGCGGUCCUCGCCUCCUGCAGUGCCUUUUUCCAGAUGUUUUACAAGGAGCGGCUGGAUAAGCGUGACUUGGUCUCCAUCAACAACGAGAUCGUCACGGCCCCGGCCUUCGGGCUCCUGCUGGAGUUCAUGUAUAAAGGCAGCCUCUCGUUCGGCGACAUGCCGGUGGAGGACAUCUUGGCAGCGGCCAGUUACUUGCACAUGAAUGACAUCGUCAAGGUGUGCAAGAAGAAGCUGCAGGCUCGGGCCUUGGCCGAAGCGGACAGCACGAAGAAGGAGGAGUGCCUGCUUCAUCUCCCCAAAGCCCAGCCCUUAUCCUUGCCCCCUCCACACGCCUGCGACCUGGAGAAAAGCAAAAAAGAAGGCUGGAAAGCCGGGGAGAAAAUGGCGCCCGAGGAACCGUUGGCCUCCACUUUGGACGUCGCGGACACCACGCAGCCAGGCAUGGAGGCCCCUUCUUCCGCUCGGCCUCUUCCACAACCUCCUAUCGCUGACGUCUCCCUGUCGAGCCCCAGCAGCUCCACCGAAACCCUGUUGUACGGCUGUUUUCCUGCCGGGACUGGGGCUGAAGGGCCACCCAGCCUGGAUCCCCCUCCGGAGAGGUAUGCUGAACAGCGGGGCCCAUUUGGGCCCAAGCAGCCAACCCAGUCCUCCGUCAAGGUCAAGGUGGAAGCCAUCGUGAUCUCGGACGAGGAGCCCGAUGGGGCUGAGCAGCUGGAAGCACCCACCCCAGAGCUGAGGCUAGAAAAUAUCUUCCAGAAAGCUGGUGGGGAGGUGGGCUUGGGGGGAGGCUGCGGACGCCACCCGGACAGUUUUGAGGAGCCCGGCGGGAUGGACGAGGUCUCUUCGGAGAGCGGCUUCCUGCCCCAAGACCACGUCCCGUACCACAUGAUCCACAUGCCCGGCGGACAAGCCUUCUCUGCCCUGGUGACUCCCCCCUUGCACGAACAGAUGUACUUGCAGGAUUACGAGUCCCACUCCAGCUUUGGCCUUUUCACCGAGGACGUGCCCACGUGCAAGACGUGUGGGAAAACCUUCUCCUGCUCCUACACGCUGCGGCGCCACGCGACCGUCCACACCCGGGAACGCCCGUACGAAUGUCGCUACUGCAUGAGGAGUUACACUCAGUCCGGAGACCUUUACCGGCAUAUCCGGAAGGCCCACAACGAAGACCUGGCGGUGAAACGCUGCAAACAUGAUGUGGAGAAUCCUUCCUAGGGCACGCUGUUGGUUCCCAAAACCAAGGGCAGAGUCCUCUGGUCUUCUCGUUCCCGCAAGAAGCCACACCGCAGGUUUCUAAUGUUCCCACUUCCUCCUUGCCUGACUUUGUAAACGUGGCCCCGUCUACGGUGCUGCAAAGAUUUGGUGUUCAAUUUCCCCUUGCGGGUGAAUUCUUCGCCGAUGCAGUCGUCUCCAGGCAUUCCUGCCCCAGGUUUGGAAAGAAGCCACCGGAAACCGUCACCGGACGAGGAUGGCUUAUCUCGUGUAUUUAUUUGUGGGUCAAACGGCCGAUACAACAAGCCUCGUAAAGCCGAAGUGGCGUUUCGGCUGUCUGGGAGAUCGGCCUUGCUGGGUUGCGGGCAGAUCUGUUCUCCG